Molecule: messenger RNA, 3035 nt
Organism: Pteropus alecto (black flying fox)
Lineage: Eukaryota; Metazoa; Chordata; Mammalia; Chiroptera; Pteropodidae
Gene: TEX11
Product: testis expressed 11
Exons: 29
Coding region: 1-2910 (969 amino acids)
Biological process (GO): reciprocal meiotic recombination; male meiosis chromosome segregation; synaptonemal complex assembly
Cellular component (GO): central element
Molecular function (GO): protein binding
Source: RefSeq, a predicted model, not a curated record
AUGCAUAUGGAAAGCUUUGAGGCUAUAGAGCAGUAUGCAAAUAUUAAUUUUAUUGUCAGUUUUGGUUCUUUUCUCACAAAGGAAAUUGCAGGUAAUCAUUGUGGCUGGGACCAAAAUCUCGAAUUGACCCUGCCAGUGGUGAUAGUUCACGGAAUUUUCUCAUCCAUUGUCAUUUCAGAAAUUAUCAAAAACCUCAUUGUGAGUGAUCAUUUGCCUAACAUGCCUGAGGCAAUUGAUAGACUCUUCAUGGACAUAGAAAAUAUCAACAGGGAUUCUAUGGCUGACAUACAGGAUGCUCAGGUUGAAGAAAUGGCAAUAAACCUGUGGAAUUGGGCAGUUACCAAGAAAGUAAAUUUGGUUAUAAAUGACGACCAGAAAGCUAAAUUACGGCAUGUUGCUUGCAGGUUGGUGUGUAUGUGUGAAAGCUUAGCUGUUUCGGAAGAAGGUAUUCGAAGACACAUUUUGAUGAAUAUGAAAACAGGAAAAGGGUGGGUGGAUGUAGGAAAUCCUGUGGUCGCCGAUGAAUUUUUUCAAGCUGCCAUGGCUGGUCUGGAGCAAAUGUAUGGCAGAAUAAUGCAGAAGAGCUCCACUGAGGCUCACCUGACUAUGCAGAAGACUGCGGUGGAGAGGGACCUUUUCAAAGUGCUGUCUCACCAGGCAGAGUCAGCAGUUGCUCAAGAUGAUUUUCCAAGAGCAUCUUCAUGCAUCCUGCGCUGCAAAGAUAUGUUGAUAAGGCUCCCUAAAAUGACUGGGUAUCUUCACAUCCUCUGUUACAACUUUGGAGUAGAAACCUACAUUCAGAGUAAAUAUGAAGAAAGUGCUUUCUGGCUUAGUCAAAGCUAUGAUAUUGGAAAGAUGGAAAAGAGUUCUGUCGAUCCAGAAAUGCUGGCUAAAGUUCUGCGGUUACUAGCCACUACUUAUUUGGAUUGGAACGACGGAGACUAUUACAAGGCUCUUAGUACUGUAGACCUAGCAAACAAGGAACAUUUACACCCGGCUGGGCUUCACUUAAAGAUGAAAAUCCUCUUGGCGAGCGAAACAGUUAAUGAAGAACUCUUUGGAGCUGGCAUGGAAAUACUACAUCUCAACAUGUCUUUAGACUUCUGUCUGCACAUCGCCAAACAGCUGAUUGAUCACGGAAGAGACUCUGUUGGGUUUACUUUCAUGGAGCUUAUCUGUGAACAUUUCAAGUCAUCAGAAAAUAUUGGAAAAGCUUUAGUGUUCCAGGCUGACAUACUUUUACAAAGGAAAGAAGAGCUACUUGCCAAGGAGAAGAUUGAAGAAAUCAUGAUAGGUCACCAAACAGGAAGAAAACUGACAACAGAAUCAAUAGGCUAUUUACAUGACAUUCUGUGGGAAAAAGCUGCCAGAAAUUUUGAGGUAAAAAGAUAUGAUGAUGCCCUACAGUGGUACUGUUAUUCUCUGAGAUUUUAUGAAAAUGAUCCAAGGGAUCUGGACUUGGCCAAGCUGAAGAGGAACUUAGCUUCCUGUUACCUGCGUUUGGAACUACUCGAUAAGGCUAGAGAAGCAGUGGAAGAAGCUGAAAAAUAUGAUCCUGGAAAUAUUUUCACUCAAUUUUAUGUAUUCAAGAUUUCAGUCAUCGACGGCAACACAGACAGAGCUUUGGAGGCAAUUAUUAAUUUAGAGAGCUUAAUAACACCUGGAGAGGGAAGAGGAGGGUAUAAGCUUGUUAAGGAGAGAAGUACAUCUAUCAUGCUCCUCGGUUUAGCGGCCCAGUUUGCGCUAGAGAAUCAACAGCCAAUUGUGGCAAGAAGAGCUCUGGAAUAUUUAUGUCAAUAUUCAGAAGACCAACAACAAGUCCUUACGGGUUUAAAGUGUUUGUUUCGUCUUGUUCUUCCAAAAGUUCCUGAAAUACUGGCAUCUGAAAACAGAAAAGAAGAACUGGAUAGAUUUUUGAUUUACUUGAAUACAGCGUACGUGCACCUUGCUAAGUGUUUUAACGGAAGAGCCUCAACUUCAGAUUCAAGGAUUAAUGAUGCUCAUUGGUUUCGAAAAAUAGCUUGGAACAUGGCCGUGCAAUGUGACAAAGACUCAGUGAUGAUGAGAGAGUUUUUCAUGCUUUCCUAUAAGCUGUCCCAGUUUUGUCCUUCUGAUCAAGUAAUUCUGAUUGCUCAGAAAACAUGUUUACUGAUGGCAUCUGCAGUUGAUCUAGAGCAAGGGAAAAAAGCGUCAACACCUUUUGAGCAGACCAUAUUACUGAAUCGCGCACUUGAGCAGAUCGAAAAAUGCAGAGAAGUCUGGAAUCUCCUGAAAGAAACAGGGGACUUCUCAGAUGAUCCAUGUGAGAAAUUGCUUCUGCUGUAUGAGUUUGAAGUUAAAGCCAAAAAGAACGAUCCGUCACUGGACACCGUCCUGGAAUCGUUGUGGCAAAUACCUAACGUGGAGAGUAAAACAUUGGAGACGAUCGCAUCAAUAGCCAUGGAAACGCCUGCGCGCUAUCCUUCCAUCGCUCUAAAGGCCUUGAAAAGGGCUUUAUUGCUCCACAAAAUAAAAGAAUCAGUCAAUGUUUUGAAAUACAGCCAAUGUAUGCACAACUUGAUUAACGUCUUAGUGCCGGAUCGGGUGCCAGGUGAAGAACUCUGUCCCCUAGAAGAAAUUUUGGGCUAUUUUGAAGAUGCUGUGAGCUUUAUUAGCCAACACGUAAGUCAAACAGAAGGCUACCCUGAAAUGGAGGUCCUCUGGCUGAUGAUCAAAUCCUGGAAUGUUGGAAUAUUUAUGUACAGCACGCGCAAGUUUGUCACUGCCGAAAAAUGGUGUGGCCUGGCGAUGCGUUUCCUCGACCACCUUGGCUCCCUCAAGAGAAGCUACGAAACUCAGAUGAACUUUCUAUUCAGUAAACUCGUGGAGGCAUUACAUCUGAAUGAGGGCUCGGUUUUCCAUGAAGAGUGACAGGCAUGUGAGCAGGCGAGCAGACAGAGGCUGGAAGAAGGUGCGCGGUCCUGAGACAUUGAAUGUUUAAUCGAAGUUUCUCUUAAGCUUUUGCUUCUGUUUUCUCAGGCCCUAGUUUUAUGUUA